UUCAGAACGCACAGUUUGGGUCCAGCCAGGAAAACUGUCUCUUCCUGUAAUUUUCCUUUCCUUUUUUCCAGUUGUCAUCAAUUUAAAACACACAUUAACAACAGGAGCAGCAGGAUGUUUUCCUCCCAGACUUCGUCCUUCCAGGAUUCAAUCGACGUGGAGGAGAAAGAUGAAUUUGACAGCGACGACAUUGCUGGAUAUAGUCAGAAAAUCCAACUGAACUGCUACUACACCAUCUAUCUCUAUCAGGGCACAAGAUCUGAGGCCAGUGAAGAAAAUGUGGCGUGGAACCAGAGACGUGCAGACUCCACAACAAGCCACGAUGACUUUAGCUUGACACUAAUUGACAGCAGCCUGCCAUCAGAAGCAGAACCAGAGCUGCGGACAUACAUUUCAAGGAGACUGAGUAAAGGAGCUCUUCUUGGAGGCAUGGGCAACAUUGCCACUGUGGAACUGAGUCUUCCAGAGCAGGCGGUUGGAUGCUACUGCUGUCUCCUGGAGCAAGAACGGUCUCCUGAGCAGCCGGAUGCGGAUGGGAAUGGAUACGUCAUCUGCUUUAUGGGGGGCUCUGAAAAGGGACUGAACUUAUUUAGAUUAGAGCUGGAUAAAUACGUCCAAGGCCUUCACAGCAGCCUCCAAACUCCAGAGCUGCAGAACCUUGAGACGGAGGUACGUCCCUACCUGAGCCGCUGGUACGAGGAGUCAGUCAUGCACAUUCAUCGAGUAGUGCAGCUGGUCCAGAGCAACAUCAGCUUUUUACUUCAUGCCGCUCUAAGUCACACACACGUGGAAGUCAUCAAUUCAGACGAGAGGACAAAGGCAGAUGUUUCCAGGUUCAUCAAAGCAGCCAGUUUGCAGGGCCUGUCCCAGCAGGACACCACCUCAGCCUCUCUGUGCAAAGCCAUGUCAGAGGACACGCAGUCAGACCUGAUCAUCGACUGCUCCAGCAGCCCGCCCACGCUCACCAACACUGUGAGUAACCGUUUCUGCGACAGCUGGAUCCAAGCAUUUCUAAACGCUGCAGAGCGCUGCAAUCCGUUCCUCCUCAGACAGAUUCUGGAGAACUUUAAACUCAAGGCCAUCCAGGACAUGAACAGCUUGAAGCGCUUCGUGCGUCAGGCAGAGAUGAGUCACUACGCCUUGUUCCGCUGCUGCCAGUUCCUUCAGGGCUGCGGGAACGGGGAUGUGCUGCUGCAAAACGCCCGGGCGGAGCACAGCGACCUGCCGGAGGCCUGCAACAUCAUCGCCGUUCUGGAUGAGUUCCUUAGUGAACAAACUCUGGCCUAACACUACAGCUAAAGCUCCAGGUUUAAUAAGUUAUAUAAAAAAUGCACUAUAAAUAGCAGCUAAUACGGUAAUUAAUUUAUUAACUAUGAAGAUGAUGCUGCUGUUGCUGCAGGAUCAGUUUGGAUCGGUGGAAGGAAAGUUAGGCAUUUGGAAAGAAGUAAAAAUGAAUUUAAAAAUUAAAAUAGAGCAUUAAGUGUGUGUAUAAUCAAACCCUAUAGAUAAAUAUCACUAAUAGUAAUAUUGCCACUAAAAAGAACUGACUACUCUAAGGGAGAGAGAGAGGUUCUGCAUAUUUAAAGUCUCCUUCUAAGCUGUUUAACUGACAUUUUUCUUUUGAGAAUGAUGCAUGGCUCACUUUCUAUCAUGGUUUGUCCCAUAGGUCAGCCUGUCACCUUCAAUACAUUCCCUUCUUAUUAAUUCUCAUGUCUAACAUUUAGCUUAUCUCUGUGUAAACUAUCAGCUAUAUCUCAGACUAUAAAAUAGUUAACAGCUGAUGGAUUCCCAUGAAAUCUUGUCCAAAUGUGUAAUAGAAGCAUAUCACUGUUGGUGUAUUAAUGUAAGCUUGUUGAAGUGUAAAUAAGUUGCUUCUGCUGUUGUUGAGAAUAGAGUGAAGGACAUUUCUGUAUAGUCUUCUGUUCUAAAUG
Cyprinodon variegatus (sheepshead minnow) is the source of this 1931-nucleotide messenger RNA. RefSeq names its product chromosome unknown open reading frame, human C17orf75 (gene cunh17orf75). NCBI's taxonomy places the organism in Eukaryota, Metazoa, Chordata, Actinopteri, Cyprinodontiformes, Cyprinodontidae. Gene Ontology annotation, cellular component: trans-Golgi network. The transcript is spliced from 11 exons. Bases 115 to 1287 code for a protein of 390 amino acids. The record is from RefSeq and is a predicted model, not a curated record.